AUGGAGGGCAAAACUUGUAGAGGAGACUUGGCAGCUGCAGCUGAGGAAGAAAAUACUGACUCACAUUCUAAUUCAAUUAAUGGGAAGCCAAAGAAAUUGGAGUGUUUCUCUAAGAACGCUUUUUCUGUUUCCUGUGAUGAGAGUCUCUUGAGUUUGUUAGUACCACCCCCUAAAAGCGGGACUUGCCAUCAUUGUGGUCUGUAUGGAACUCUCAGAUGUUCACAAUGUAUGCAAACAUACUAUUGCUCUGCAGAUUGUCAGAGAAAAGACUGGCCAACACAUAAGAUUGUAUGUGAUCCCAUUAAACAGAAUACAAGUAACAACAAAACCAAGGAGGGAGUUUAUCUUAAGGAGGAAGUGACGUUGAGUUUUGCUGUAGAUGUUGUUCUUCCAGAUUCUGGUGACUGCCUAAAUAAGGUUCCCUUAGAAAUGAAGUCUCAUUUAAUUCCAGACAGUGAUGCCAACGGAGAAGUUUCUCCAGGAGUGUCAGAAAACCAUUCAAAGGGAAGCGAAAAGAAAAUACCUGAAGAUGAAGACUCUCUCCACUGUGCUAAUUCAAUUCCAAAGUGUGUUUCUUUAAGCAUCGGAGACCAGUUUUUUGGUGUGGUUUCCCACAUACAAAAUCCAGGCACCUUUUUCUGUCAGCAGCUGGACAGUGCCCGUCAACUUGCUGGACUUGAAGUAUCUCUUAACGAAUAUUGUGGCAAAUUUCCCAGUAAUCCAUCUUUCCAUCCUGCUGCUGGAAAUGUAUGCUGUGCCCAGUUCACAGAAGACAAUCUUUGGUAUCGUGCUACUGUCACAGCUUAUGCUUCUGAAGAUAGUGUUUUGGUGGACUAUGUGGAUUAUGGUAAUUCUGACUGUGUUCCACUGACAAAACUUCGUCCUGUGAUUCCAGCGUUAAUGAACUUGCCAGCUCAAGCCAUAAGGUGUUCCUUGGCAGGUGUAAGGCCACCACUGGGAACAUGGACCUCAGAAGGUACCUCUUUUAUGAAAAAAAUGGUGAAAGACAAAGUGUUCACAGUAAAAGUAGUGGAUAAAGAGGGUUCUACUUAUGUGGUGGAGCUUGUGAACGCAUCAGUUACUCCGGCGAUAAAUAUAUCGAGGCUUCUCAUAGAGGAAGGCUGUGCAGCUGAGGACUCAAGGGUGGCCUUACCAGCAGUCACAAUGAGUGAUGUUAAGCAAGAAAAUGAGGACACAAUGAACAAAAGAACAUGCAAAUGGCUUAAAUUAACUCUUAAGCAAACAGUCAGUGUCAGAGUGUGUACAGUGUACAGUCCUGGAGAAUUCUACUGUCACAUUUCAAAUACCCAUGAAUUACUUGCUCUAAACUCACUUAACAAAUCCAUGUCUGAAUACUGUCAGAAAACUCCACCAGAUGUUUUCGAGCCUGAGAUUGGAGAACCUUGCUGUGCUUUUUUCUCUGAAGAUGGUAACUGGUACCGUGCUGUGGUGCAAAACAUCACUAAAGGUGGAAGCGUUCAAGUGAGCUUUGUGGACUAUGGAAAUGUUGAGGAAGUACCACUGGAUAAAAUACGGAAGAUCUCACCAUCAUUCCUAAAACUUCCAUUUCAAGCAAUUAAAUGCUGGCUCUCAGGUAUAAAGCCUUGUAAUAACAAAUGGAAUCAAGAAGCUACAAUAAGAUUUCAUAUGUGCACUUCUGGGCUAGAGCUUCAAGCCACAGUAACUUCCCUGUCCAAAGAUGGGGCAGGUGUAGUGCUUACAGACAAUUCCACACAUUGUCCAAAAGUGAUCAAUGACAUACUAACUUCUGAAAAUUUGGCUGUAAAGGAAGUUCUACAAGAUAAAAAUAACUUUCCAAACAAGUCUGUUGAACAAAAAGUAACCUCACUUGGGCACUGGAAGUCAUUUAAAUUGGCUGUAGGUGAAACCAUAACUGUCUUUGUAACAGAAAUUGUAAGCCCAGACUUGUUCUACGCUGUACCAGUUCUAAAUGAAGUUCAAAGGAGGGAGUAUAAGGAGCUGACUGCACUAGGAGCCUAUUGCAAAUCUUGUAAGAAAGAGCCCUUCCGACCAAAACUGGGUGAAGCUUGUUGUGCCCAGUUUUCAGGUAAUGGCCGGUGGUACAGAGCUCUUGUUCUAGAAGCUUCCCAGUCUGCAGUGAAAGUGCUGUAUGCAGACUAUGGGAACACAGAAACUUUACCACUUUCAAAGGUGCUGCCAAUCACUGAUUCCUUUUUAAAGCUGCCUUUUCAGACAAUUACAUGUUCACUUGCAGGAAUAGAGAAAGUUGAGUGGUCUCCACUAAUGCUUAACAAGUUGAAAGAAAUGGUACUGAAGCAAUACGUCGCAAUUACAGUGAAAGGGAUUAACGGAGAUGUCAAGUUGGUAACGGUAGAGAAACGCUGUGAAAAUGGUGGUCUGAAUGUAGCUGACAAACUUGUAAAUCAAGGUUUGGUCAAAUCCUGCAGUGCUGAAUACUCACACAGUGAACGGCAAGGUAGUAGAGGUGAGACCAAAUGCUGCUGCACAGAACUGAAAGAGCAACUUAAAAAGCAUGAACAGAUCCUGCUCUUCCUUUUAAACAAGUACGGGAAUCCAGAUGGAUUCACAGAAAUGAAAAAUCUGUUGAAGUCUUAA
This is a messenger RNA of Myiozetetes cayanensis, 2598 nucleotides long. RefSeq names its product tudor domain containing 1 (gene TDRD1). The transcript is spliced from 20 exons. NCBI's taxonomy places the organism in Eukaryota, Metazoa, Chordata, Aves, Passeriformes, Tyrannidae. Bases 1 to 2598 code for a protein of 865 amino acids. The record is from RefSeq and is a predicted model, not a curated record. Gene Ontology annotation, biological process: spermatogenesis.